AUGCUUCAGCUCUGUAAAGGCGUGGCUCAUUGCCAUAGCCACGUUUUUCUUGGCUCCACUCAUUACUCCACUGCUGUUGACAUUUGGUCCGUUGGCUGCAUCUUUGCCGAGAUGAUUCGGAGGCAAGCUCUUUUCCCUGGAACACCGACUGAUCAGCAAUGGCCGGGUGUGAUGGCUCUGCGUGACUGGCAUGUGUAUCCAAAGUGGGAGCCGCAAGACUUAUCACGUGCUGUUCCAUCUCUGUCCCCUGAAGGAGUUGAUCUUCUCACGAAAAUGCUGAAGUACAAUCCAACUGAAAGAAUUUCAGCAAAAACAGCUCUUGACCAUCCCUACUUUGACAGCCUUGACAAGUCUCACUUCUGA
Molecule: messenger RNA, 363 nt
Organism: Microthlaspi erraticum
Lineage: Eukaryota; Viridiplantae; Streptophyta; Magnoliopsida; Brassicales; Brassicaceae
Source: the annotation of a GenBank genome assembly